CAUUGUCAUCAGCGGCAGCAGGAGGUAAACAAGUCACGAUGGAGGAGGUGGCGCGGUCCUUAGCUCAAUUAUCCCUCUCCAGCGACCCCAAGAAGGAGCUGCGGCACCUCAAGACAGCUCUUCUUGGCCUGGGCUCGCCGAGAAACACUGUAUUGCCCCGAGAUAUUGACUUGGGAGCUCUCUUCGACGCCUUCAACACCUCAGACAAUGAGCAGAUUGAGCUUGCCGUGCAGGUGAUGUCCCAGCUGCUGCCAUGCGUCAGCCCCCUGGAGGCACUGGAGAGGUUCAGGGCCGAGCUGCUGCGAGGCUUCCUUCACCCUGCCGAGAACGUGCGGCGCCUGGUGCUCAAACAGGCCCUGCAGUGUGUGGAGAGUGAAGCAGGAGUAACAUGCCUUGCCAGUGACUCAGAGAUGCUGCACCUGGUCCUCAAGAGUGUGGGGGACAAGUGCCUGGGUGUGGUGAAGCUUGCCAGCAGCGUGGUGGUCAAGAUGUGUCACCAACCUGCUGGCCUCACUGCUAUCUUCUCCCCUGCUGGCCUUGCUGUCAUCCAGGAGAUGGUGGCACAGACAGACACAACUAGGUUCAAUGUGUAUGAGCUUGUGGUGGAGGUCGGCUUACUGGGGCCAACAGCUCUCAGUGCAGCGGUGACCACAGGCCUGCUUGACCGCCUGCUGUCGGAGGUCACCAUGGGGGAUGGCCUGACUCAGCUGACGGCCCUGCAGGUACUGACCCCCCUUGCAAUGAGCCCUGGGGGGAGAAGGCUGCUGGACGAAAAGGGUGUCACGGCAAGGCUGAUGUACCUGCUGUCGCUGGCCAAGAGUGACCCCAUCGCCAGGCUGCUCACUCACGGUCUGCUGGAGUUCCUGGGCAACAUAGGACAGGCACGGCCCCAGCAGACCCUGGAAGAGCACGGAGCAGUGGCCCUCAUGGUCCUGCAGCUGGCAUCAGGCCACCUUGAAUUGGACGGUGACCCCUCCCUGCAGGCGUCUGCCCUCCAGGCGGUGGCACGCAUUGGCACCUCAGCAGAGGGCAAGCUGGCCCUGUCCAAGUGCAAGCAUGAGAUGGACCAGGUGUUGGAGACCCUGGGUACAGAGGCAGUUCGGGGCCCCACCAACCUCAAGGUUCUCUCUAUUGAAGUCCUGACACAGCUCUUCCACCUGGAGCCACAGGAGUUGAGGGAGGAGGUAGUGGUGGUGCUGGAGCUAUGGUGGGCCAGCACUCUCAACUUUAGUGAAGUGUUCAAGCUUGCCCGCCUGCCAUUCCCGGACCUCCACAUGGCAGCCCUCAGGCUGCUCAUCUCCCUGGCACGCCUCCCAUGGGGGCAGCGCUUCAUCUGUGGGGAGCCAGGCCUGUUGGAGUACAUUCUUAACCGCACCACUGAGACGGACAAGGAGGGCAUGGAGGGGAAAUGGACACUGGUGGAGGCCAUCGUGAAGUCCUCCUCAGCCCCAUCUAUUUUCUCAGAGGACCACAUGGCGAUGCUGGAGAAAUACUUCAGACAGGGACCUUUCUACAGUGAGGCCCAGUUGGAGGUGGCUUUGGAGGGACAGGAGUAAAGAUGGAGUUAGUGAGAGUGAGGUGUCAGUCUGCUCCCAAGUCUUACUGUAAUGUGGGGAACUUGGAGCCUAACACGAGAAGGAGCCGCAGUGUCAUGAAGAAAUCCACUAAUGUCAGAGGGUUGCACUGCUGCCCCUGCCCCGCCAGUGGCUCAGUGUGAUUUUUGAUGAUUGAUUGAUCGUCUGCCAUUGCUUUCAUUAUAACUUUAACAAAAAUCACUAUAACAGCGGUCCAUAUCAGAAAUGAACCCUGCGUUAGCAGCAACCUGACUGUACAUGUGUUAUUUUGUUUUAUGUGAAAUUUAUCACAAAUCCAGGAAAUUAUUCAGCCAUUCUGAAUAGAGAGGCACAUUUCUUUCGUGCAUCACAGUAAUGGUUAAUGCUGCACCCAGAGAAAUCUCGCUGCUGUCAAGCCUGUCAUUUUGUGGUGAUAAGUGUUUUCCUGAAUCGUCACAGUUUCAGUGCGUCAAUAACCUCAUUGUUGUGGUGCCAAAAAUCUCGGUGAAUCAUCCAAUCUCACAAUUUCAAGCACUGUGUGACGUCUGUUCUCAGUACCAUUGUGUCACGACAGUAAUGUGUUGACUCAUCACUCACCUUGACAGGCUGAAGUGCUUGGUGAGUGAUGGGCAGCAGCCGUCUCCCCCACAGUGCUGCUGCCUUACUAAGGAGUCACCCGCUGGGGACGUGACACAACACACAAAACAAGCGCUUUCUUAAACAGGAAGACAAUGACAAUAGCUGUAAUGAAUGCUAUCUUGUAUUUACAGAUAUUUAGGCAUCAGUCAUGUGUCAUCUUCAUUGAAUAUAAGCUUACAUCUGUAUUCCUAAAGAUUUUUUCUCUCAUAGAUCUGUUUUCACAGGACACAGAGAUGAUGGGUCUAAUUGUAAUGGAUGUCAGUGGUUCAGAGUCCAUGUUAAACUAUCACUAUGAUCUUGAGGUGCCGUAAAAAUAACAUAACUUCUACUAAAGUCUAAUAGAAGUAGCCAAAAUCAGAUGCUGAAAUAUUUGAGUGUAGUCCAUAACUUUUGAAAACACAAGAUGAUAUUUUAUUACAAUUCAAAGAAUGUUUCCAUAUAUUAUUUUGAUGUAACUUUUUGAAGAGAGAAAGCUAAAGAUUUGUAAACCAAGAUGUAUGAGUAUUAGCACACUGGUACUCACUUCUCAACAGUGUCUGUUCAGCAGCCUUCCACCAGCUCAUUGGUGGAACAGCUCACCACAGCAACCAGAACACAGACACACACACACAAAAUUCAGCAUAGCACUCACAGCAUACACAAUAUAAUAUGCACACAUUACACACAAUACAUUAAAUAUAAGGGAGAUAUUUAACAUCACACACUACACACAUACAAAAUGACAUUAUACAUACUCAACAUGAGACACACACUCACAACACACAGCAUGCAUUAUAUUCAACAUAACAAAACACAGAACACACAAUACACUUAAUGUAACACACACAAAACACACAAAGCUGAAGGUUAAUAAUUUGUACAUACAUAAAGCCUCUUGUUUUUUUGUUUUUUUGUUUUGUUUUUUAAUGCUCAACAUCUCUUUUAUUCAUUUCAUAUUCUUUGGGCAUUUCUGGCAAGUACAUGAGGGAGUAGUAGUAACAGUAGUAACAAGGACACCAGUCACUCCACCUCUUCUCUCUUUCAACCAGUGUUUCUUAACAAGGAGUUGCUAGCAUCCCCUGAGAUCAACUGUAGUCAAGUGCUGGGAAAUGCUGCAUGUACAAUAUCAGUGCUUCUCACAGUGGAAACAAAAGGUAAUGAAGGGAUACUUUUUGAUUAUUUUGUCUUUAAUACACUCUGACUUAAUUUUCAAGUGUAUCAGUGCAACUACAGGCAAGUAACCAGAUGUGAGCCAGUCAGGGAUGCUGGACUGUCUAUGAAGAUCUGACUCCAGGGGUGCUGGGUUCAUGAAAGGUUAAGAAACACUGCCUUCAACAAACACUUGAGGCACCAUCAUCAUGUCAACUUGUAUUUAUAGCUGAACGUUUCCAUCACUUCACCAUGGUCUAAAUAUUCUGGGAUGUUACAUUGCAUUGCAGUAAUACCACUGAGUGUGAGGAGAUUCUUGUACAUAUAUUUCAUUGAAGAUGAUGAAGAGUAAGAAAUUUUUACUUUACUUGUGGUAUUUUCUUUAGGUGUCUUCACCACAAUUACUUAACAGAAUAAGAAUUAGAUUAUCAUUUAAACUUCUCCCUUCCACUCGCAUUCUGUAAAGAACAACGGCUAUGAUUAUGAAUUAAGCUUCUGUCCUUUCUGUUCUGUAUCUGCAGGGAACAGUCACUAUGAGUAUGGGUAAGGGCUACAUUUUUCUACAUAACAAGGAAUAAGGAAGGACAAUUAUCUUUUAUGAAUCUGUGAAUAAGUAAUCAAGCUUUCUAUACAAGGAACAAUCAUUCAUGAGUUUCUAAAUAAGUGCUACAAUUUUCUGUGACAAAGUCAGGAAGGAAUGGUUGCCUCUUGUGAAUCUGUGAAUUACUACUACAAUUUUCUACAUGGCAUGGAAUCUGCAAGGAACAAUCACCCUUACAAGUUUCUGAACAUGUGGAACAGUUUUCUACACUUCAUAAGGGAAUGGUUUAUAUAGCAAUAUGGACUUUAACCUGUCAAAGCAGAAGAGUGAAUCACUUGUAAAAAUAAUACCAAACUAGCCAUCACCUUCAAUGAAACAGUUGUUCUUCAUACAGGGAACAUGUUAGGCACACAUUAUAAUGUUUUGAGUUGACUUGUGGAGAAACUGGAAAACCACGGAGACCCUGUUGUGUCAUGCCUUCAGCCUUCACCACCAGACACUGACAGGUCUUGCUGCCUGUCCUUACAAAUUAUGUCUGUGCUUAUGUCUUUCAGCACUACACUGUGGUAAUUUACCCAACAGAUCACGCGUAGAAAAUAUGAUGAACAGCAGCCCAAAGUAGUGAUGUCAUACUGUGCAAAGUGUUUCAGGGGGAGAGAGAGAAGAAAAAAGAAAAGUCAGUAUCAGACAACUACCUCUAUAUAUCACACUCAGAGGUCUUAAUAUAAAGCAGUUUAUCAGUCCAUAUAUUAAUUUCUAUUCUAUCUACACACACAUGAAAUUCAUUGGACUUUGUGACAUCACUUCUUGGAGCAACUGUACAUCUAGACCUCAACUCAGGAUAACCUCACUUGAUGUAUAGUUUUUUAGGUGACCGUGAGGCUUAUUCUGUGUCAUCUUGAGGCCGAAAAGUGAAUAUAAACACUUCAUCCCGGUAUUAUUUUCCUGUCGUGAUCUGUUGAAAAUUAAUCAACAAAUGAGAUGAAUAAUUACACAAAAAAACUAACCUUGUACACAUCAGAGUGCUGUGAUAUAAUGAAGAGUAUUGAA
Molecule: messenger RNA, 4911 nt
Organism: Scylla paramamosain (green mud crab)
Lineage: Eukaryota; Metazoa; Arthropoda; Malacostraca; Decapoda; Portunidae
Product: 26S proteasome non-ATPase regulatory subunit 5-like
Exons: 9
Coding region: 39-1556 (505 amino acids)
Biological process (GO): proteasome assembly
Cellular component (GO): cytosol
Source: RefSeq, a predicted model, not a curated record